AUAAAAGCUCCACAGAGCCGCCAAGGUGGUUGUUCGCGAUGGAGUUUAAAGAGUUUCUCUCGGACGAGGGGGAGCCGGAGGACCUGGACAGCGUGAAGGCGCUGACCGCCAAGCUGAACCUGGAGACCCGGCGGCCCUCGUAUGUGGAGUGGCGGGAGAGGCUGCGGAGCCGAGCGGAGGGGGGAGGCGGUGUGGAGGCGGCGGACGGAGCCAGCAACGUGUGCGGCUUUGACACCAUAGACGAGGCGCUGGAGUGGCUGAGGAGCGAGCUGAGGGAGAUGCAGUUGCAGGAUAACCGGCUGGCCCGGCAGCUGAUCCGCUUGCGCGGGGAGAUCCACCAGCUGAAGGUAGAGCAGACGUGUCAUCGACACAAAGAGAUGCUGGAUGACGCCACGCUGGAGCUGGAGGAGUGCGGCGAGGAGUCCGAUCUGCUCUGUGACAUCCCGCUGAAGGCCGCCUUCACUCUGUCCACUCCACUCAAACACCUGGGCCUCACCAAGAUGAACCUCAACGCCCGCCGCUUCUCCCUCUGCUAGAAAGGGAGGAAACUGACUUCUCCCCUUCAGCUACAAGCACAAAAAGUCGCCUGUUCUCAAAGAACAAGCCAUGACACUUGUAAAAAAGAUGCCAAGUUUUAGAUCACGGAUAUUCUGUUCAGUCCUUGAAGUUCAAGGAACUGUAACUUCUCUACCUUUCCUUUAACCAAGAAAGGUAACAAUGGCCAAUCAGCUGCAUUAUUAACUAGCAGUGAUUUGCUAUAAACAGGGCCUGAUCUAUAUAAAGGGGCUCCUGAACUUCAUAAUGUGUGGUGUACAAGUUUCUUGACUUUUACCACAUUGCUGAAAGGGGGAAAAGGGCUGAAGCUCAUGCAUAAUCUCUAUUCCUGAUCUAUUUCUUUCUUCUAGGGCAGGAUUGUCAAUGGUAAGGGCUGCUUGUUGGCUUAUUGCCCCAUUGGAUAAAAUCCCAAUUCCAGUGUAGAUUCUGAGAGUCAUAUAGAGUAGUGCCCUCAAAGCCUUGGGCACCCUUAGCUUUUGUAUUUCAACAGCAAUGUGAGCCCUCUCUCUUUCAAAGGAGUUUGAGAUCGUAUCGUCACAUUUUGCAUGCCAUCACCAGAAGGCCUUAUCUGCAGAUCAGCUUUGUGUAUGCAAAACAUUUCAGGAGAUAUAUGUUCUUUAUCCAGCACCAUCUGCCUGAAGCUGGAAUUGAAUACUUGUUUGAUUCAGCUGAAAGGUGAAGAUACAAAAUACACACACCAGCCACUUUAUUAGGUACACCUUGCUAGUAAAAGGUUGGACCCCUUUUGCCUUCAGAACUGCCUUAAUUCUUCAUGACACACUUUCAACAAGGUGUUGGAAACGUUCC
Molecule: messenger RNA, 1362 nt
Organism: Pygocentrus nattereri (red-bellied piranha)
Lineage: Eukaryota; Metazoa; Chordata; Actinopteri; Characiformes; Serrasalmidae
Gene: fam167b
Product: family with sequence similarity 167 member B
Exons: 2
Coding region: 39-536 (165 amino acids)
Source: RefSeq, a predicted model, not a curated record